AUGGACGAUCCUCAACUCUGGAUGACUAGCGAGGAGGACGACGACCAGUACGAUGUGGAAGGUGGCACUUCAUUCAUUCUGGAGCUCAGACCAGAGGGCGAGUCCGGAGGUUUCCACGUCCGUAACAGGCCUGGGGAAAGCCAGCGCCUCCACACGACUGAAUAUUACGGUGGCCGGCGGAAGAAGCCGGCUUUCAACGUUGGAGCUGUUGCGAAAGCCAUCAUUCAUGGGACGCUCGAUCAGUUGAACAAGACGCCCGCAACUCUUCUGGUUUAUGACUUCUCGUUUUUUUCACACCGCCGCUCUACGCGUAUCAAAGAUGCCAGCAUUACAUUCGAGUUUCAGGCGAGAGGUGGCAAGAGCAUUCCUGGCCCAACAGUCGAGAAAGUGGCCCCCUACGGAAAGUACGUUAUGAUGCAAACCACAGAGACAGUGACGCGGACUAUUGGCGCUGAUGGCGGCAUUUCGGGGGGUGUUAUUGCGAGUUUGAGUACCAAUCUUCGGGGUGAUCAAUCGAUCGAGAAGACGACGACGCAUGCCGCCGAGAUUGUGGGAAACAACCCCUGUGACGAUUGGAGCAACCGUUUCCUCGCGCAGUGGACUUUAAAAGAGAACGAGUCUCAAAAGAAUGGGAUUGUGUCACGUUUCAGGGCUUGUAUUCUUUUGAGUAACACUGGCGAGGAGUUCGAUUUGUUGCCCACGGUCAAGGUAACCCCCGACUUGAAGACGAAGAUGGUCACACUUGUAGCAUUCAGAAGAGGCGAUGAUCCUGUCAAGAUGGUUCCAACAAGCCCUCCGAUCGACAAUUUGGAAGAGGGGCUGGGAUGUGAUAGGGGCAACUUGGGAGCUGUUGACUUGGGCAGAGUGUGGGACUGUGACAUGGCCGACAUCAUGGGCUCGGCCGAACUCGACGAACUUGACCAUAGUUCAGCCGAAUCUCUCAAUGAAUAUGAAGUCGAAAGCGAAGAGGAUCAUGAGAGUGGAGAUGAGGCAGAGAAGACAUGGAAGGCACAGCAACUACAUGAACAAUGCAGGGAUGUCAUGGACGCUCUCACAAGGAAUAUGAGACGAUGGGACGAAAACACGGGAACUGAAGGCGUUCCGGUUCUUGAGGAAUACAAGAAGAUCACUCUCGCGACUGGGAAGGCCGGUACCUAUCCCAGGAUUGAGACCGCACUCCACACUCUGGCAAGGGACAAACUUCUAUUUGGCAAUUUGCAACCAGACAUCCGCAGCAAGCUUGUACAGUAUCUUUGGGAUCACCGAUCGACCUAUAGCGAUUCGGGACACGAUUCAAGCGUCACGGGGGACCCAGUCCUGGCAGUGGCCCUGCGAUCCGAUAAUGGCGUGUUCAUUGACUGCGUUGAAAAAUGCUUGGGCGAUAGCUUUCCCAUGCUGCUCAGCCUUCAAGACGGGGAAGGGAAAAACUGUAUUCAUCAUCUGUUUUUCUGGGAUCAAGCAAAUAACAGGGACCGACGCAGCAAGGACCGCAUCCUGGGCCAGAUGGAAAGGCUUGCUCCCAGAGCCGACGCAGGGACACUUGCGACAGCGGACACCAAUGGAAACACGCCGAUUCAUUACGCACUCGAUUACAACCAGUGCCUCAAUAAGCCGGACAAAUACGUUGAGAUUGUCAAGGCCAUGGUGCAGAGUGCGGAUGCUGUCAUGAGGGAGAGUGGGACUGUGCUCAACAAAUUCGGUGAUUCCCCUAUCUUGGUCACCAGCAAGUCGAAGGCGUUCAAGGACAUCCGUGACUUUCUGACAGUGCACUACAUCCGAACACGAUCAGAUGCGGAUGCUCGCACCCUCAUCUACGGAAGAAACGCUUCUGGGUUGGUCAGGAACCUGUAUUUUGAUGCAAUUGGGCAGCAGGACGCGCAGGAUAUAACAGAUCUUCUGCAGCGCAUGUCGGAUGGCGGCUUUGGCACCACACUAGCCUACGUCAACCUUCCGACAGUCCGGUUCAAUCCCCCCAGACGAUCGUCAGCCGAGCUUUCUGGGCUACCUCGCCGAAAGGUGAAGCCUAAAACCAACCAAAAGAGUCUACCAGAAAAUCCUGGAGUCGGGCGCACGGAACUGGUUCAGGUAUUCAAAAAGCUAUACGACCUCAACGUCAGAAGCAUACUGCGGCUUUCUGUCGAGGACAGACAAUCGCCGUCGCAUACCGAUGCCGCCAUCGAGGAGGCAUUGCAAGGCCGCGAAUCUAUAACAGACGGAGCAGGUUCUAGCCGUCCAAUAGCCGUAGAAAAGUGGUGA
This is a messenger RNA of Lasiodiplodia theobromae, 2256 nucleotides long. RefSeq names its product Intracellular serine protease. The transcript is spliced from 5 exons. NCBI's taxonomy places the organism in Eukaryota, Fungi, Ascomycota, Dothideomycetes, Botryosphaeriales, Botryosphaeriaceae. The record is from RefSeq and is a predicted model, not a curated record. Bases 1 to 2256 code for a protein of 751 amino acids.